Messenger RNA from Branchiostoma belcheri (Belcher's lancelet), 1339 nucleotides. RefSeq names its product tricarboxylate transport protein, mitochondrial-like. The transcript is spliced from 6 exons. The record is from RefSeq and is a predicted model, not a curated record. Gene Ontology annotation, biological process: mitochondrial citrate transmembrane transport. The coding region runs from base 179 to 1183 and encodes 334 amino acids. Lineage: Eukaryota; Metazoa; Chordata; Leptocardii; Amphioxiformes; Branchiostomatidae.
GUCAGAGGUCGUGUUUUCGCCAGUCGUCAUUUUGCUGUGCUGAGAGAGUCGAGAAGACACCAGAGGACGUUUUCUACGUGACGUUCUGACGUCGUCUGCGUGGGUUUACGUGCACGUUACGUGAUCACCUGGAUGUACCUGACGCAGAACUGACAGACGAGAAGGUUGUUGUUCGGCCAUGGAUCGGAGAGACUGCCCCGUGUUGACCGGAAUGGGCGGGAGCGCGCCCAGGACUUGUUCGCUGGUAAACCCAGCCCUGACCGCCCGCCCGAGAAACUUGGGCGCCGCGGCCCCGUCUGGUAGCGUCAAAAUAACCCAUCCUGGCAAGGCUAUCAUAGCGGGUGGGCUGGCAGGUGGGAUAGAGAUAUGCAUCACGUUCCCGACGGAGUAUGUGAAAACUCAGCUUCAGCUGGAUGAGAAGGCAAACCCUCCCAAGUACCGCGGGCCGAUCCACUGCGUGCAGACCACGGUACGGGACCAUGGCGUCCGCGGGCUGUACCGCGGGCUUAGCUCGCUCGUCUACGGGUCCAUACCAAAGGCAGCCGUCAGGUUUGGUGCUUUUGAGUUCUUCAGCAACAUGAUGCGGAACGAGAGAGGUCAACUGUCAAAGGGCAACAGCUUUUUAUGCGGGCUGAUGGCGGGCGCGUCCGAGGCCGUGUUCGUCGUCACGCCCAUGGAGACGGUCAAGGUCAAGUUCAUCCACGACCAGACGUCGCCCAACCCCAAGUACAGGGGCUUCUUCCACGGGGUCAGGGAGAUCGUCAGGGAACAGGGAAUCGGUGGAACCUACAAGGGUCUGUUCCCCACGAUACUGAAGCAGGGGUCCAACCAGGCGAUCCGGUUCCUGGUGAUGAACUCGCUGAAGGACUGGUACCGUGGCGACGACCUCAGUCGGAACAUUAACCCCUUCAUCACCGCGGCCUUCGGAGCGACCGCCGGCGCCGCCAGCGUCUUCGGGAACACGCCCAUCGACGUCGUCAAAACCAGGAUGCAGGGUCUAGAAGCACACAAGUACAAGAGUGCGUGGGACUGUGCAGUCAAGAUCGCCAAAUAUGAGGGACCUCGAGCUUUUUACAAGGGCACGCUCCCGCGGUUGAGUCGCGUGUGUUUGGACGUCGCGUUGGUCUUCGUUAUUUACGAGGAGGUGGUGAAGAUGCUAAACGUGGUUUGGAAGACGGAGUAACGCCGCGACGGGGGCGUUUUCGUGCUUCCCGCGACAACAACUUUCAUCUGUUAUGCUGUGUGGUCUUUCAUGCACUUCCAGUAACCUCUAUUAACAUUUAUCCACCAGAUAGUAUAAUUAUAUAUUAGAAGAAAAACUUUAUUGCACGACAAUUGC